CUGUUGUAAAAACACGUGUUGAGAAAAUGUGAAAUUGAAGUCGGUGGUAAUCUAGAAUUACGCUAAGUUUUUGUAUUUUGUUUGAGUACAGAUAAUUAUAGAAAUAUGGGGAAGAAAGACCAAACGUUCAGGUACAAGUCCUUCACAGAUAGAAUAUCAAAGAUCAACAUUGAUGUCAUUCGUAAGAUACGACAUAAAGAUGAUACUAUCACAGAAGAAUCUACCUAUUUUUAUGAAGCUAUAAGAAAAUGGGUUGAUCUAGAUUGUACAGAGGAUUUUUAUAAAUUCAGGUGCGUUAUUGCAAAUCAGUUUCAAUCAUUUGAACAGCUAGUUCAUAAUGAGGAGAAUAUUGUGGCAGGCCUGAAAGAACAUCUUCAAGUACCAAACAGUAUGGCUAUGGAAUCUUUGCUGGAUUUGGUUGUGCAGCUAGCACGAGAUUUACAAUCCGACUUCUACAAACAUUUCAAAGACUUUCUCUUCAUUUUAACCAACCUUUUGAAAACCUACCGACAAGAUCCAACAAUAUUAGAAAAAAUAUUUACAACUUUAGCAUACUUAUUUAAAUUUUUGUGGCGUUAUUUAGUUAAAGAUAUACAAGAGGUAUAUGGGUUUUUUUCUGUACUAUUACAUGGUAAACAGAGAGAUUUUAUUAAAGAUUUUGCAUCAGAAAGUUUCUCUUUUCUGCUGAGAAAGGUUCCUGAUCAAAACAAGUUGUUGAAUUUUUUGUUUAAAAGUCUGAAACAAUCACCAGAGACAUCAGAAGGAUUGGGUAAACUACUGUUUGAAGUGAUCAAAGGCGUCAAUCACCAAUUUCAUAGUAUAAGUGAACAGCUUUUACCUAUAUUAUUUUAUAAACUUGGUCCAUGGAACCCAGAUGAAAAGAAAUGCAAGCUACCUUGGAAAUUAGUAGAUAAAUCAGUAACUUUCUUUAUGGCAGAAUGUCUUGAAUACACCAAGAAAGAAUAUUCUGAAAUAUUGUGGAGCACAUUAUUGGAUACUAUAAGUAAGGUUCAUAUAGCUUGUACAAAGAGUAAUGAUGAAGAACAGAAAACAUUAUGUUGUCAACUUGCCAGACAGAUAAAUCUACUCACUAUGAUGAUCAAAUGUAAAAAUGGUGGAUUGAUGAUUUCUACUGAUAAAAUUGGAGAUGUAUUAAAUGGUAUAUGUAAAAGUCCAGCAGAUAAAACUAUUAUAGCCAGCUCCUUAUUAUCAUGUAUAUCUACAUUAUUAACAAAUACCUAUCUUGUAUCAUCUACACAGAGUUUAAUAUCUAAUCCAUUUAAACAAAGUUUCCCUCUACAAGAUCUAGUUAUAUUCACCAAAACUCUCACCAAGCUUCAUAUGUUUGAAAAGGAUGUGCUGCCUAAUUUACUAUUGUAUAUAAAUAGCCAUUUUACUACAAUGGAUGAAGAUGAUAGAAAUCUUGUAGUACAGAUAUUAGUUGAUAUAAUACUACAGAAAUCUGUACUUAAUAUAGAAGAUGGUUCAGAUAUAUUAAAGUUAAAGUUAUAUAAGUUAUACAGUAAAUAUAGUGACAAAUAUGAAGUUAAGUGUGUCUAUGAGUAUAUGAUUAAAUACCUAAAAACAUCAUGUAAAGAUAUAAAUAAACAAACACUGUAUAGAUUAUGGUCUUUCUUGAUAUGCCUACCUAAUAUAUGUUCUGAUGUAAAACAGGUUGUUAGUAUAUGUACUAUGAUGUGGAAUUCUUUGUUUAAAGUUGUUAAUAAAAUAAAUUGUGGUGAAAAGAAAGAUAAGAUGUUAUUUAUUAUGAAUCAAGUAUUAGUUAACUAUUUGUUGUUGUGUAAAGAUGACAAGAGUUGUACAUACACUGACAUUUCCUGGUCACAGAUUCUACAACUUAUUAAAGCGUAUCCCCAGAAUGUCUUAAUAUUGCGAUUAGGUGAUUUGUAUUUAAGUCAAGCAGCACAAGAUGGUUUAUCUGUAAUAAAUGACGAUAAUCUACUGAAGUUAUUUGAUAUUUUGCAACCUAACUUAGCUCAUUGGUCUCAUAAGAUUCGGUUGUUGUCUCUUCAUAUUUUAUCUAUAUUUCCUGUAAAGCUACCAGUUGUAGAAGAGGAAAUAGAACAGAUGUCAGUAUUGGAGAUUUGUUUAUCAGCAGAAAGAACACCAGCUAGUGUACAGAAAUAUAGAGAACGUAUUGUACAUCUACAAAAACUAGAUUACAACUUAGUACAUAACUUUCUUCCUAUUGGUCCUUUUAAUAAGGUACCAUUACUGUACCUAAUAGGCAACCUGUUCUGUAAUCUCACAUUACUAUGGGAGAAAGUUAGGACAUUAAUUUCAACUCAUGCUGAAAAUAUGGAUACAUCUGAGUUUUGGAAGGAAUUCAAGCAACAACUUGAUUUUGCUUCUUUAAAAUCAGAACAAAGUUUGGUGCGAGGAAGAAGUGUUGGAGAGGAAGGUAAUGAUUUAGAAAAUGAAGAAGUUGAUGAUAAUUUGGAUCUUUAUAUGGACUCAUUAUUUGAAAAUCAUGUGACAUUCUGUAAGGAGGAAGAUAGACAGCCUGAUUUCACCAUAUUUAGACUAGAACUGUGGAAAGCUAUGCAACAGUUCCCUGAAGUUUGUGAAAGUCAGAUUGAUGAUAUUGGUGAUAUGGUCCUAAAAUUUAUCAAAGAUGAGUAUUUUCCUACUGAUGUUGAUAAAAUACCAUCACAGAAUAUCAAAUAUAAUAAACGUGAACAUAAGACAAGUGAUGAUGAAGAUGAUGAUGAGGAUGGGGAUGCAGUAGAGGAGGAAGACGAAAAUGAAAACACUGACCAACAGAAAAUUCCUUUUUCAUUUAGGAGGAAGAAUGCUGCUUCAAAAUCACUUGUAACACAUCUCCAGCUGCUAGCUUUAUUUACUAAACCUAAAAAGAUGAGAAAACAUCCCCAGUUAUUAGAUCUAUAUACACAGUUUUUACAACACCAAGAUCCAGAAAUACAAACAAUAGCCUUUAAAUGUCUGCUAUGUUACAAGUUUAAAUAUAUAACUCCAUACAAGGAUCAUAUACUAAAUAUAUUAAACAAUACAACAUUUAAAGAAGAACUGAUUGUAUUUGGUUUAGAUGAAGAGAUUACAAUAAUUAAAACAGAACAUAGAAAAGAUAUUCUACCACUUUUAUUGAGAAUAUUAUUUGGUAAAAUGUUGAGUAAAGCCAGGAAAGAUGGAUCUGGUAGAAUAAAAGAUACAUUAAGAAAAGAUAUGAUAUUCAGGUUUUUGAGUGGGUGUACAGAAGAUGAAUUAGAAUUUUACUUGAAACUUGUCUUUUCACCGAUUACUCAUUUUAUCACAGACAAUCCUUUGGAUAUGGUGAGGCAGGUUGAAAAGAGCCUUGAUUUAACAACUGUGAUACCAUUAAAAAAACUAAAAGCAUUAUUGGGUAUGAUGGAUGUGGUAAUAAAAAAUUUAUCUCAGAGAUUAGAUUUCUAUGUGCCAUCGUUAUAUCGUAUGAUAUUAGGUUUAUAUACUAUGUUUAAUACUAUAUUAAACCAAUCAACUAAUGUACGACAUGCUGUAUUAGAUACAGUUAGAACAUGUAGACAUGUCACAUUAGUUAGAUUAACACAGGUUUUUGAAGAAUUUGAUAAGUAUGAUUACACAGCCAGUGAUAUAGAUGCUUUAUUUGAAACUAUUGUUUGGCCUAAGUUGGUUAAUUUGAAUAAUGACACCACAUCCUAUGUAACACCAUUGCUAUCACUCUUCAACAUAUGGUCGAAAAACCCAAGAUACUUUUAUUUGCUGAGAAAAGAACAUCCUGAUAAUAAAGGAAUGACACCAUUAUCUCAGAUAUUUCAUCUGUUAAAUAAAGAAAAUAUAGAUAUAAAAAUAUCUCAGCUUAUAAUGAAUAUGGUCUAUCAGUUUCUAUAUUAUGGUGAAAACAACACCUCUACAGAAUUAGAUGCAGAUGAGGAAGAAAUGGACACAGAUUCUGGAUCAGAAGAAGAAGAGUCCCUCGGCCAACAUAGACCAGAUGAAGAAGAAAUGGAGAUAGUUAAGAAAGAAGGAAUAGAAUUAUUAUUACCACAUAUAACAGAUAUCUUUCAAUAUCUACAUAAUAUUGUUAAGAGAAAUAGUAAAACAAUUCGAAAGAAAGGUGAUAGUGUUGAACUGAAGAUAUUACAGAGGAUAUGUGGUUAUAUCAGUGAUAAAACACAAUGUGCUAGUCUAUGUAGUUUAUUACUAUCAUUCUUCAGUAAGAAAAAAAAAUCUACACAGGAAGGAGAAGAGAAUUUGUUAGAAAGUGUACAGAAUUUAUUAAAUGUAGUUGAUCAACCAACAGAUUUCUAUAGACAAGUGUCAGAUCUGUUUUUUAUUAUUGGUAAUAGAAGUUCCAGACAAAUGUUAUGUAAUAUUUUUAAGCUUGUAUGUACAACACCAAUAGCUGAUAUUGUUAUAAAGUUGAACUCGUGGAAUCCUAAAAGAACUGAUGAACCAGAUUAUCGAGUGAGAUUGGAUGCUUUUAGUAGUUAUAAUACAAUGGUGAAAGAUGCUACCAGUUUAGACUGUGAUUUUCUUCUACCUGUAAUACAGAAUUGUUGUUAUUUUAUAAACUCUGAAGAUGAUAUGUCAUUAAGAGAUAGUAGUAUUAAUUGUUUAACUGUCAUUAUAAAACAGAUGGCUUUAAUAAAUGUAGAUAAAACUGUAUAUCAAACUGUUAUAAAUCAGAUUAUUAUACCACGUGUUAAACAUGGAUUGAUAGCAAAAACUGAUAUUAUUCAACAUGAAUAUAUAUCACUGUGGGGUGUAUUAGUAGAACAGUUUCCACAUGAUCCAGUUUUCUCAGAACUACAGGAUCUAAAAGAUCCUUCAAUGGAUUUAGAUUUCUUUGAAACUAUUCGACAUAUUCAGCUACAGAAGAAAGCGAUAGCUGUACGAAGAUUACAGAAAUAUCUAGAAACCCAUACACCCAGUAGCGGAGUAAUAAACCAUUAUUUUCUGCCUAUCAUAAGUAGAUUUAUAAUAGAUGAAUCUUACGGUAAACAGAAUGAUCUAGUUGACUCAGCUGUAGAGACAUUAGGUGUUAUAUGUAAACAACUACCAUGGACAGCCUACUAUCAACAACUUAAACAAUAUCUACAAUUACUUAUAAAAUCUAUAUCACAGCAAAAAUUAUUUGUCAGAGUUAUAUCCGUGAUAUUAAAAUCGUUCCAUUUCAACCUGUCUAAAUCUUUAUAUAAACCACCAGUAAAGCCUUUUAUGGGAAACCCAAGACCUAAUAAGAAAUUCAAAGGUAAAGGUAAGAAAGAUGAAGAAGACAAGAACCCAAUGGUGGAUGAUUUAGAUGAUGAAGCAACAGAGGAGAAAGGAUCUGAAGAUUUGGUAGAACUAGGACCUAAGAAUGCUAAUAAGAAAUCAGAUAUGGAAAUGUGUACAGAAGAAUUAGCUACAGAGAUACAUAGAAAAGUAGUUAAAGAAAUGAUACCUUGGUUACAUAAAGUUUUAACUCAAAGAGCUAAGAGUGAGACCCAGCAUAAAUCUCAGAGAUCUAGUUUUGCCCGAGAUGAUGAGGUAUUACGUGUACCAUUAGCUUUGGCUAUGGUAAAACUCUUACAGACAUUACCUCACAAAAUACUAGAGGUCAAAUUACCAGGUGUGUUAUCAAGGGUAUGUUUGUUCUUAAAGUCUCGAGCUAAAGAAAUAAGAGAGAAUGCUAGAGCUACAUUAUGUAAAAUCUGUGUAGCUCUAGGACCACGAUAUUUCUCAUUUGUGUUAAAACAAAUGAAGUCUGUGUUAGUUAAAGGAUAUCAGCGCCAUGUUUUAUGUUAUUCUGUACAUAAACUGUUAGUACAUAUAUCACCUAAAUUGAAAGCAGGAGACCUUCAACCAGCUCUAGAGAUUAUACAAGAGAUAUUUAUAGAAGAAAUGUUUGGUAAGGUAGCAGAAGAGAAGGAAGUAGAAGCUAUUACAAAUCAAGUGUUUGAAGCUAAAUAUAAAAAAGGUCCAGAAUCAUUCUUCAUUAUAUCUCAAUUCUUACGUCCUAAAUCUUUAAACCAGUUGAUUGCACCACUAAAAGAGAAAUUAGAAACUACAUCAUCACAUAAGAUAGCACAGAAAGUAAGAGAUGUAUUAGAGAAAGUCUCUAUGGGUUUAUUAAUUAAUACAUCUUUAAAUGUACAAACAUUGAUGAUAUUCGUACAUGGUUUAACAGCUGAUAAUCUAGCAGCUUUAGAAGAUACUAAAUUAGAAAAUAAGAUAGAAGAGAAUAAGCAUGAAGGAGAGAGACCACCAAGUUGUUUAUUGUUACCAGAUAAUGUGCCACAUGGUAUUACUAAAUCUAAACUACAUAAACAUACAAAUAUACAUAUUAUUGUCGAGUUUGGUUUACAUUUGUUAGUGAACUGUUUAAAGAAAUUAGAUCAGAAUAAAGAAGAAAAUCUACAGCUAUUAGAUCCUCUUGUAUCAACAAUAUCUGAUUGUUUGUUUUCUAAACAUAUACUGGUAAACACAUACAGUUUAAGAUGUGUUACUUACAUAUUAAGGUUUCCUUUACCUAGUUUAAAGAAAUUUAUGCGUAAAAUAGCCAAUGGUAUGUUUAUUCUAUUGAAAAAUUACGCAUCUGCUGGUGCAGCAAGGGGACAGAACUCUGAACUAGUCAACAUGUGUUUUAAGGCUGUAACAGUAUUAGUGAGAGAUGUGUCAUUCUAUAAUAUAGAUAAAGAUCAACUACAAGUAUUGUUAUCAUUCUGUGAAGAAGAUUUAUUAGAUUAUAACAGACAAAGUACAGCUUUCUCUUUACUCAAGGCUAUAUUAUCACGUAAGAUAGAUGUGGUUGAAUUACAUGAUUUAAUGAAGAAAUUAGAGGAUAUUAGUAUAACCAGUGAAAUACCUAGUACUAGAUUACAGAGUAGACAGUUAGUUCUGCAGUAUCUGUUAGACUACCCUCUAGGUAGAAACAUCAAUAAUCAUAUCCAGUAUUUUGUGGCACAGCUACAGUUUGACCGUGAAUCUGGUAGAGAAUCUGCUCUAGAAAUGAUAGCUACAAUGAUAGCUAAAUUUCCACCGAAACUGCUAUGCUUUCAUGCUGGAAUGUUUUUUGUCCCAAUGGCAGCUACUAUGGUAAAUGAUGAUUCUGAAAAAUGCAGGAAGUUAACUGCUAUUUGUCUAAAGGCUUUAUUGGAAAAGGUAGAACUAAAGAAGAAGAAUGAGCUGUUUUCUAUAACUAUGACCUGGUUAAAAGAUAAUAAGGUUCAACAUAGGUCUUUGGCUGCUCAACUGUUGGGCUUAUUUGUAGAAAUAGAAGGUGAGGGAUUUGAUAGCAGAUUAACAGAAGUUCUACCUUUAAUAAAACAACAAAUAGAUCCUACUAGAUAUGAAGAGGUUGGUGAAAGUGUAAAUAAAGAUGUGGACAGUUCACUAUAUAGACUAUUAAAUACAUUAGCUAAAAUUAUUAAAGUCUGUCCUAUAUUACGAGAUAAAACCUGGCAGGAUGAUAUGAAUACAAUUUGGGAACAUGUAGAGAAUCAUUUAGAACAUCCUCAUAAUUGGGUUCGUUUGAUAGCAGCCCAACUAUAUGGGUUAUUAUUUGGUGCAUGGACUCCUCAAGAAAUAUCUGAUUUUGUAGAUAAACCUGAUGGCAAGGAAACCGAUCAUUAUUUUUCCUUUGAUACAGAAAAUAAGUUAAUUAAUCUAGUGUGUUUGUUCUGUAAUCAAAUGAGAUCAGAAUAUUUAGAUGAUGAUCUUAUCACACAGAUCAGUAAGAAUAUGUUAUAUAUGGGCAAAAUAUUUAAGUUGAUAUCAAGAUCGGAGCCUGUCAAGGAUGAUAAAGAUGAUAUAGAAGAAGCAGCAGAAAAUGAAGGAGAUGAUCCGUCUUUAACAUUAUCCUGGCUGGUAGCUAAAAUGAUCAAUGAAGCUAAUGAGGAAAUAGUAGCCAAGUUUAGUAAAGAUACUAUAAAGAGAAAUGGUGUUAUUAAAUGGAUAGCAGCAUUAAGUUUAGAACUUGAAUCUGAUCAAUUAUCAGCCAUUUUACCAAUAAUCAUGCCAUUAUUACAGCGGGAAUCAGUAUCUGGUUUAGAUGUAGAAUUAAAGCAACUAGCAGAUGAAGUUUUAAACAUGAUAAAGAAAAAGAUACCGAUUGAAACAUUUUCAAAAGUUUAUGCCGCUAUACAAAACAUGAGAACAGAACGACGAGUUGAGAGAAAGCGCAAGAGAGCUGUUCAGAUGAUAACAAAUCCAGCUUUUGCGACAUCUAAAAAGAUUAGAAAAAAUGUGGACAGAAAGAAAGCUAAAAAACGCCAACAUACUGACAGUAUAUAUAAUAGUUUUAAAUUACCUAAAAAUAAAAAAUCCAAGAGAAAAUGAGUAUGCAAUAACAUUAAAAUGUGAUCUGUAAAAUAACUGGUAGAAAAGAACACUGCAGUUGGUAUCAA
Molecule: messenger RNA, 8369 nt
Organism: Patella vulgata (common limpet)
Lineage: Eukaryota; Metazoa; Mollusca; Gastropoda; Patellidae
Product: small subunit processome component 20 homolog
Exons: 63
Coding region: 106-8301 (2731 amino acids)
Cellular component (GO): nucleolus; small-subunit processome; 90S preribosome
Source: RefSeq, a predicted model, not a curated record